AAAAUCUUGUCAAAUCCGUCGCGAUCGCACAUCCUACCCUAGUCCAUACCACCUGACAACACAAGAUGGCAGAGGAUUAUCUUAUGGGUAACGGUGCUUAUGGUGACCACAUUGAUGGGGCCAACGGAAGGGACAUGCAAAAGUACGACGGGGAUGCAGCAAAAGACCCUAACGCGGAUGAGGUUCCACAGCAAUCGGACUGGGAGCGGCUGUGGGACGCAGUCAGCAAGAAUCCUGAUGAUUUUGAAUCUUGGGAAUACCUGAUUGCAGCUGCAGAGGGUGCCAACGGUGACGUUACGAAGAACUCAUCUGCAGAAGACCAGCAAAAUCUUCGGACAGUGUAUGAUCAUUUCCUGCUGAAAUUUCCUCUAUGCUUUGGGUAUUGGAAAAAGUACGCGGAUCGGGAGAAUGCGCUGGAGGGACCUGAGAAGGCACAGGAGAUCUUUGAACGUGGGGUUGUGUCCAUUCAUAAUAGUGUCGACUUGUGGACUCAAUAUUGCACUUUCAAAAUUGAAAACUUUGCUAUUGACGAAACUGGCAUUAGAAGUCUGUUCGAAAGAGGAGCUGACGCGGUCGGUUAUGACUUCAUGAGUCACGUUUUCUGGGACAAAUACAUCGCAUAUGAGGAAUCAAAGGGGAACUCGGCCGGGAUUAUGGCGAUCUUGGAGCGCAUUAUCCACAUACCACUGCACCAGUAUGCACGUUAUUUCGAAAGUUAUUCGACGUUGUCCAUUACGCGACCCGUCCGAGAACUCGUGUCUGCCGAGGAAUACGCGAACCUAGAAGAUGAGAUCCGUAAUCCUCCGAAGCAAGAGGAUGAUGACAGAGCCCCACCUGAACACAAGACCGACGACCAGGUUCAAGCAGAAAUGCGACAACGUAUCCAUGCCAUCAAAUCUGAAUUAUACAUGAAAACACAAGAUGCUGUGCAUAAGCGAUGGAUCUAUGAGUCCGAAAUCAAACGCCCAUAUUUUCAUGUCAAGCCGCUCGAUGAAGCGCAGCUGGCUAACUGGCGCCGAUACCUGGAGUUCGAAGAAUCAGAGGGAGAUCAGAUGCGAAUCUAUGUGCUCUAUGAGAGAUGUCUGGUAGCAUGUGCUCUGUAUGAAGAGUUCUGGAAACGGUAUAUCCAAUUUCUCCUUGCAAGAGAAGACUUUGAAGGAGCGCGAAAUGUCUAUAUCAGGGCUACCAACAUUUUCAUACCUUCAAGCCGACCUUCUGUACGCCUAUCGUACGCCGCCUUUGAAGAAGAGCGGGGGCGUAUUGAGGAAGCACGACAGAUUUACACGCAAGUGCUGACACAGCUCCCAGGGCAUUUGGAAACCCUCACAAAGUUUGCGCACUUUGAACGUCGUCAGGGCAGUCAAGAGAAGGCGAUAGAGGUUUUGGACAAUGGAAUCCAGUCCGCAAGGGACACAAAGUCAAAAGGUUUCUUGGAGGCAAAGAAGUUGAAGUGCAAGUACAAUGCGGACGGCGACAUAGAAGCGGCACGAGCAGCCUAUCAAGACGCAACACAAAAGUACUCAGAUAGCAGAUUCCUAUGGCUUAGUUACCUGCUUCUCGAGGUAGCUCAACCAGGACCAAAGGCGCUGAACCUCGUAGCACAAAUAUGGGAGGGGGUAAAAGCCUCCUCCUUACCUGCUGAAGACAAGCGGGACCUUGGUCUGCGGUAUCUCGACUUCCUCUUGGAAAGAAGUACAGAUAUAGCGCUCAUAAACAAGGUUGAGCUGACUGUGCACAGGGACUAUGCUUCGCAUGGCGAAACGUCGAGAAAGCGGGGCUUUGAAGACGACUCUGAGUAUCGACCAAUCAAGCAAGCGCGAGCCAGUGUCGAUGUGAGUGGGGUCGCGCCUGUUGAUGUUGGUACUCCAACAACGCCAUAUUACGCUCCUCAGGCGCAAGCUGCCUACAAUCCUUACGCGGCAUAUGGUGCACAACAGGGAUACGCUGGGGGCUACUAUGGUGCAGCUCCCGCAGCUGGUGCUCCACAGCAAGGUUGGGAUUACUCACAACAACCCGCUGCUGCUUACUAGAUUGGAUGGCUUGCUACCGAUAGCAGUAAAUGCUUGGAUUUGGCUGGGUUUGCUUUUGUGUCUUUUGUAUAGUUCUUAUUAUUGUACGUAUGGUUGCAAUCGAUACGCUGCUUACGAAUAACAGAGUAACAAUGUGGAUUUUUUGUAAACA
Molecule: messenger RNA, 2181 nt
Organism: Spizellomyces punctatus DAOM BR117
Lineage: Eukaryota; Fungi; Chytridiomycota; Chytridiomycetes; Spizellomycetales; Spizellomycetaceae
Exons: 13
Coding region: 66-2030 (654 amino acids)
Biological process (GO): mRNA 5'-splice site recognition; RNA processing
Cellular component (GO): commitment complex; U1 snRNP; U2-type prespliceosome
Molecular function (GO): protein binding
Source: RefSeq, a predicted model, not a curated record